GAGAACCAGCGAGAAGAGAAAAAAAAAAGUAUCUUCCUUUGAGAAGUGCGAAGUCCAUGGCAGUUCUCUGUUGUUGUCCUACCACAAUCAUCGUCUCCGGGAAGCUUUCUUCACGGAUUAAAACCGUAGGUCAAUUACCCAGAAUCAACUCUUUUAAGAAUCAGAAACGAUUGAUUACAGAGAGAAGGAAUUUGAUCGUUAAAUCGAUCAUUGAAGACAGAGAAGCAAUCGAUGUUAAAAAUGACAAUUUCAAGCCAGAGGAAGAACAAACAGAAUAUAAAGUAGAAGAUACAGAUCGGCUGAUGAGUCGAGGAAUCAACGCAGCUAUAGUUCUCGCCGCCGGUACUGUUGCGGUUACUAAGCUUUUAACCAUCGAUCAUGACUAUUGGCAAGGUUGGACUCUGUACGAGAUACUUAGGUAUGCACCUGAACACAAUUGGGUUGCGUAUGAACAAAUUCUCAAAACAAACCCAGUUUUGGCGAAAAUGGCGAUUAGUGGAAUUGUGUAUUCUUUAGGAGAUUGGAUUGCACAAUGUUAUGAAGGAAAACCGCUGUUUGAGUUUGAUCGAGCUCGUGUUCUUAGAUCAGGUCUUGUUGGAUUCACUCUCCAUGGAUCACUCUCUCACUAUUACUACCAAUUCUGUGAGGCUCUCUUUCCUUUUCAAGAAUGGUGGGUAGUCCCUGCAAAAGUCGCCUUUGAUCAAACCGUUUGGUCUGCAAUUUGGAACAGUAUCUACUUUACCGUUUUAGGGCUCUUGCGUUUCCAAUCUCCAGCUGACAUUUUCAGCGAAAUCAAGACAACAUUUUGGCCAAUGCUCACUGCAGGCUGGAAACUCUGGCCAUUGGCUCACUUGGUUACAUACGGUGUAAUUCCUGUAGACCAAAGGCUUCUUUGGGUGGAUUGCAUUGAACUCAUAUGGGUCACUAUCUUGUCGACUUACUCAAAUGAAAAAGCUGAGGCGCAAGCAUCGGGGGAAACAAACUCCAGUUCUCACUCAGGCGAGGUUUGCCAGCUGUUCCUUUUAUCCGAGAAUCUCUCUUAAAAAUUUAGUCUCAAGCGUUUGAAUGCUCGUUUAGAGUGUCCGUCU
Arabidopsis arenosa is the source of this 1088-nucleotide messenger RNA. The record is from the annotation of a GenBank genome assembly. NCBI's taxonomy places the organism in Eukaryota, Viridiplantae, Streptophyta, Magnoliopsida, Brassicales, Brassicaceae.